CUACUAGGCUUUGUUUAACCGAAGUGUUAAUGCGGAAGUUUUAAACUUGUGAUGAGGAAUAUAAUCCGAUAAGAAUAGUUUAAAUACCGUGUCGACCUCUUUCUGAACAGAUGUUUACAUCUCCAAUUUAACUUGUGGAAGUUUAACGAAGCAGUAAGCCUAAUCGACAACAAUGCAAGUAACAUAUCAAUGUUGUAUGUGUGCUGUGUUAAGCGCGUUGUUGCUCCCGUUAGUUCACCUGACGUCAGAAGGCGCGCUAUUCCAGAUAGGCAGCCCGGCAGCAACUGCCAUAGAGCCUCGAGUUAACACCGAAGGUCCGCCAUUGUGCGAAUUUAGUAUCUGGGAGAGAAGCAAAAUAUUCUUUGUGGCCCGUUUGCGCCAAAUGAAUCCGAAAUUUAUCAAGUUUGGAAUACAAUUUUAUAAUGGGACAAAUGUGAUUGAACACACUGAACCACAAGUAUUGAAACCCAAACUCUGGUUUUGGACGUAUUCCACGGAGCAUGAAACAUAUCCGUAUCUGAAUUGGAAUGUCGACUUUGGGUUGCUGACAUUUGGUCUUCUAGACGCAGCAACUAUUGAGAUCCCUUAUGUGGAUUUUAAGGCAUACAAUACAUCAAAAUGUAUUGUGAACUUUGGUGCAAAUGAAUCCAUGAUAAAUGUUGCAAAAGCUUUGUCAGAGCUAGUGGUUAAUGAAACAGUAAAUGAGGUGCACCAGUAUGAACAAAUAUCUUUUUGUUAUUUAACAGAGAUAGCUGUAGAUAAAUCUGGAAUCGAAUACUAUGCUGGACUAUACCUUCAAUAUCCAGUACCGUUUAUUCAAUAUUCGUGUUGUGAAAUAUUAUAUCAUUACACCACAAGUAAAUAUUCAGAUCCGGAUUGUAACAUUACUCACGACAAAUGGACUUUAUGCUUCCUUGGUCCAUAUAUCGUAGGCGUAAUAAUUCUCCUGUUCUUCCCUAUAAUGGUUUUUGAAUUAUUUCACUCAAUUUCCAAAGACGAAGUAAUUCAAUCGUACGACCACGAGAGUACGAAUGAGUUAUCGUGUGUAGUCUAUAAUCGACAACCUGAAGCACAGUGGGUUUUCCUAGAUGGAGCAUCGCCAUUUACCUUAUCUCAUCUACCAGCCAAGAUGUUCGCGGGAUUCAAGGAUUCGCACCCAGUCUUGCGAUCGCGACUACGACGGUUUGUGUACAUGCUUUUGGUACCUGUCUUGUUAUUUGCUAAUGUGUUCAUGUACAGAAACGGUAUAGGAAAUGACCUUAAAAUCACUAUUGAGGACUUGGUAAAGCGAGGAACUCCACUGGGUUUUCUUGCAAUCCUUGCUGAUACCUCUGAUGCUCGAAAAGUGUUUGUUCCAGCUCUCGGUGGGCCAGUUGGAGUUUUGAUAAUUUACUACACUCUCGGAGUCCUACUUCUGGUAAUGCCAAGAAGUCUGAAACAGAUCGUAGAGAACGGGAUGCCAACAAAGCGGACGUGGUCGCCUUUCUUUCUCAGUGUCGAUGAGAUACUUCGCAUGGCAAUGCUUGAACCAGGGACCGAACCUGGAUAUCAUCGAGCCGCUGCUGUGUGCCGUGGCAGCUUCUAUAUGGUCUUUAAUAAGGAAUUUUGGUACAGAAUACUGUAUAUGCAACAACGCCGACUCGUACGAUUAAAGCGAGAUAAACCGAUUAUGUUCGCUCUUACACUUCCAGUUGUGUUACUUGUUUGCGCAUUGGAAACUGCAGCGUGCGCCAUUUUCAACCUUUUUCCUCUGGCAAACUUUGUUGUCAUUACAGUAAAAGGAGCAGUGAUAUCACUUAUUGAACAGAGGCGUCACUACGAAUGCAUUCGAUGCUGUUUCCGUACACCAUUGAUCGUAGUUGUUGCUGUGAUAUGCUGCGUAUUAUUCACAUUGUUUGCUUAUACUGUCAUUUUAAUAUUCCUGGAAAGUUUUGUGUUCAUCUCACAAGUUGCUAUUUUAUGUUUUGUAGCGGUCAUUGUUUUUCCUUCCGUUGCGUUCGGUUAUCUGUUUUUCUUUGUUGUUCUGCUGUAUUACCUGUUUCGACUUGCUCGAGGGUUCGGUGAUACGUAUUUUGAACUGCUAUCGAUGGCAGUUGAGAAAUCGCAGGAUCUUGACGCCCAUGUAAAUCACGUGUCAAUGCAGGAUGGUACUUUAGAAAUCUCCAACGUGCGGGCAGCGGGUGUCAGAAGCAUUCGUGUGAAUAACGUUGUUAUCGACGUUCCACACAACACACUUGAGAGAAUUAAAACGGAACAAACACCGAAGAAAACCCGACAAAAGGCAAAUGUCCAUGGGAUACCGAGAGACCUAUUUGAAUAUCUGGUUACCAAACAUCGGCCUAUUCAUAUUCAGUUUAUAAGGCUUGUUUUUCACUUUGCAAUGAUUAUAACGCUCGUUGCGUUGACCAUGUCGAUCAUUUCGAAAUUCAAAAUGGUGACCUCAUCGGAGUCGUCGGAUGUCAUGCAUGUGAUCUUCAUUGUGACGGUCGGUGCGUUGCCAAGGGUUUUGGAGUUGGUAUUGUUGGAUGGCAAUGAAAUGUUUAAGCGACAGCUAGAAGAAACUAAGAUUGAACAGUCCAUUCUGAGGUACUGGCGAAAUCGCUUGGAAUCUUUUGAAGACCUUGACCGUUGCUCUCCUAGCUCCUAAGAAUAAACUUAUUUUUCCAAAGUUACCUUAAGCAAUUGCUUUGUCUUUGUUAAUAAUUGUGCAUUAAGUAUUUUAUUUCCAAACACGAAUGUACAUUUUCAUUUCACAUAUAUCAUAUAAAACAGUGAUCUUAAAACGUAUGACAAUUGAAGCCAUGUAAUGUAAUUUUGUUCGUUGACUUUUUCCAUCCACACUCUAACAGGGGUAUUGGAUUUGUUUACAGAGUUUAAUGUUAAUUUCGCCUGGGUGUUUACAAUAAGUAUUAUUUCGUGUACAGGGUAAAUACAAUUUACACCACAGACUUAAUACUGAAAUGUCGAAACUAACAAAACUGUUAUUUUAGAGAACAAUAUUGUUAUCAUAUGUUAUAUACUCAUUAUUUACUAGUUUUACUUGUAUUUGUAGUGAUCUGAUGUUAAUAUUAAAAUAAACAGGUA
Molecule: messenger RNA, 3084 nt
Organism: Dreissena polymorpha
Lineage: Eukaryota; Metazoa; Mollusca; Bivalvia; Myida; Dreissenidae
Exons: 2
Coding region: 173-2647 (824 amino acids)
Source: RefSeq, a predicted model, not a curated record